CUGACAUGACAGAAAAUGUCAAACUUUUAUUUAUAAAAUUAUGAGCUUGUGAAAAGGUGAUUUAAAUUUGAUAAUCUUCAUAAAUUUACUGUAAUGGCUUUAAUUCGACGUUUUGCGCCUUUUAUUAAUUCGGUGAAAUAUGUUCCUACAUCUAUGCAAGCUCGGAAAAUCCACAGAUAUGUAGCUCCAACAUUAAUGGAAUUCAAAAGGAGAGAAGACAAGCUCGGUGGUAAAAAAAUAAAUCCAAGAAAUACAUUUCUUGAAUGGAAUUUAGAAGCAGAGUUGUUUGCAUUUGGUAAGCGCUUAAAUGAGGACUUCGACUCGGACCUAUUGCUGCAAGCAUUCACUGAUCGUUCAUAUGUGAUCAAAGAGGAAAUGAAGCAAAAAGAACUUGAUUUUGAUUUAAAAAUGAAAGACAAUAGAGAGUUAGUGGAAGAAGGCGAAAGGUUCAUAAUUGAAUACAUACAGUUGUAUCUAGAGGCCGUCCUGCCAAAACUGCCUUUAGAGGGCAUCACCAAUGUCCGGAAACACCUCACCAGUGAAGAAACAUUGGCACAUGUGAGCCUUCAUCUAGGAACAAAGGAUAUUAUUCUUGCUGCGGAAUAUCCUGUAGACAACUACAUCCUCUCAAAUGCAUUUAAAGCCAUAGUGGGUGCACUACUGAAGUCAUCUGGUGAAGAGAGAGUGGCGCACUUUGUACGAGACUUUGUUAUCACACAGUUACAAGGACAAGAUGUGAACGAAUUCUGGCAUAUAGAAGACCCAUGGACCAUGCUGUGUGAGAUCCUGUCUAGGGAUGGAGCAACUCCGGAGCCGAGGCUGAUUGGGCAGGCCGGGACCGGCACGCUGCUGGCCUGCUACAGGGUGGCACUUUAUGUAGACAAGAAAAUGAUAUCCUCUGGUUUUGGUGAAAACGUGGCAACCGCAAAAGAAAUGGCAGCAAGAGAAGCCCUGAAGAAGAUCUUUGGCACCGAGGAUCACAUGAAACCCAUCAACUUCCAGCUCCAAGGAAUGCCCAAGCCGCAAUCUCAAACGCGUCACCAAAUAUCUGCCAGCUAAAAUUAUGUAAUGUAGUGUAGAAUAAGUAUUAAAAUAGUACAAGUAAUAA
Messenger RNA from Plodia interpunctella (Indianmeal moth), 1108 nucleotides. It is a transcript of the gene mRpL44, whose product is annotated as mitochondrial ribosomal protein L44. Gene Ontology annotation, biological process: RNA processing. The record is from RefSeq and is a predicted model, not a curated record. Gene Ontology annotation, molecular function: ribonuclease III activity; double-stranded RNA binding. The transcript has 6 exons. Lineage: Eukaryota; Metazoa; Arthropoda; Insecta; Lepidoptera; Pyralidae. Bases 94 to 1059 code for a protein of 321 amino acids.